Molecule: messenger RNA, 5373 nt
Organism: Empidonax traillii (willow flycatcher)
Lineage: Eukaryota; Metazoa; Chordata; Aves; Passeriformes; Tyrannidae
Gene: KICS2
Product: chromosome unknown C12orf66 homolog
Exons: 4
Coding region: 38-1378 (446 amino acids)
Biological process (GO): cellular response to amino acid starvation; cellular response to glucose starvation; protein localization to lysosome
Cellular component (GO): KICSTOR complex
Source: RefSeq, a predicted model, not a curated record
CCCGGAAGUGGCGGCCGCUGCGGAGGCGCCGGGCGGGAUGGGGGAGUCGAUCCCGCUGGGAGCGCCCGUGCCGGUGGAGCAGGCCGUGCUGGAGACCUUCUUCUCCCACCUGGGCAUCUUCUCCUACGACAAGGCCAAGGACAACGUGGAGAAGGAGCGGGAGGCCAACAAGAGCGCGGGGUCCAGCUGGCUGGCGCUGCUGGCCGGGCUGGCGCACCUGGCGGCGGCCGAGAAGGCCUAUCACAGCAUGACCUUCCUGGGACAGAAGCUAGGUGGUCAGUCAUUCUUCAGCCGAAAGGACUCCAUCCGAACCAUCUACACAUCUCUGCAUAAUGAGCUGAAGAAGGUGGUGGCGACGGGUCACAAUGCACUAGGAGGAACAGCUCCUCACUUGGAAGAGCUGCUUUCUCACCUGUCUGAACAGCUCUGUUUUUUUGUUCAGGCUCGGAUGGAAAUUGCUGACUUCUAUGAAAAAAUGUACACGCUCAGCACCCAAAAGUUCAUUAACUCUGAGGAACUGGUAAACAUUUUGGAAUCCAUCUUAAAGAAAUACAGCUCAAGAUUUCAUCAUCCAAUCCUCAGUCCUCUUGAAAGCAGUUUCCAACUGGAAGUAGAUGUACUUGCACAUCUCUUAAAGGCUCAGGCUCAGAUCUCAGAGUGGAAGUUCCUUCCAUCCCUGGUCAACUUGCACAGUGCUCACACAAAACUACAGACUUGGGGUCAAAUUUUUGAGAAACAGCGAGAGACCAAGAAGCACCUGUUUGGAGGGCAGUCUCAGAAGGCUGUACAACCUCCACACCUUUUCCUCUGGCUGAUGAAACUCAAAAACAUUCUCCUUGCCAAGUUUAGCUUUUACUUUCACGAAGCCCUUAGUCGACAGACAACAGCAUCUGAAAUGAAAACUUUGACUGCUAAAACAAAUCCUGAUUACUUUGGGAAAAUUUCCAGCUUCAUCCGGAAGUAUGAUGCCGUUAACGUUUCCUUAAUUUUUGACAAUCGUGGAUCAGAGAGUUUCCAGGGACAUGGUUAUCACCAUCCCCACUCGUACAGGGAAGCCCCCAAAGGAGUGGAUCAGUACCCUGCAGUGGUGUCUCUGCCCAGUGACAGGCCUGUUAUGCACUGGCCCAAUGUGAUCAUGAUUAUGACUGAUAGAACCUCUGACCUCAACAGCUUGGAGAAGGUUGUUCACUUCUAUGAUGACAAAGUCCAAAGCACAUACUUUCUGACUCGCCCUGAACCUCACUUUACCAUUGUAGUUAUUUUUGAGUCCAAGAAGUCAGAAAGGGACUAUCAUUUUAUUUCUUUUCUCAAUGAAAUUUCACAUUCCCUUAAGAACUCCAAAGCUUUUGCAAGCUUGAAGCCUGGAUCCAAAGGGUGAAAUACAGACUAUUUACAAGCUGUCACGGCAGUAUGUCAGCCUUGAGGGAGCUGUAGCUUGCAAGAGUUACAUAAAUUCGUGAUUCUCAGAGUCUAAUUGAAAAGGAACCUUUUUUUUAAUGUUAUAAGUUCCUUUCUUUUAAGCUAACAGACACUUGAAAAUUAUUUUUGGGCAGUACUCAGUGGGGCAAUUUAAUUGUGGGGUGCUAAAUAGCCACGGUGGGAUUUUUUUGGUGUGGUUUUCAAUAUUCAGUAUGACUUAUUUUUUCAGUCCACAAUUUUGUUGCCUGUAUCAGAAAGGAAUAUAUGCACUUUAUCUUAGUCUGAUCAUUGACUGUCUUCUACAGAGUUUAUUGAAAAUGUGAUAAGGAUGUAUCUUUUCAGAAAACUGCAUUGCCUGAAAGGAAUGAUUUCUGGGAACUAAAUGCUGAUGCAAGGGAAUAUUAGAAAAAGUGAACCUGCAAGGAUACAUUUUAAAUAAAAAUAUGAGAAUCAGGAAAAACACUAUUGUUAAUUAUAAUUUAGUUUUCAAAGGGUUUAAAAUGAUAAUCGAGGUCUCUGACACUCUCUCAUAAGCACCAGUCUCAAUUCUAAAUGCCCUGUGUCACAAAAGUCAGUCGUUGCUCCAGAACUGGGGCUGGGGCAAGAAGAACUGCAGCAUGGGCUGGAAGGCCAGUAUUCACAGGAGCACUGUGACAGUGUGGGUCCAGUAAUAGUCUUGGCUCAGACUAACUGAAGGAGACAAGCUGAAGUUGUGCAGCUGUUCUAGAAGGAACAGCUCCAUGGAGAAAGCAGCAAAGCUGUUUUCAAAUUGUGCUUUUGUCUGACUAACUUGAAAGAGAAGCAAAGAAAGGCAGCAGGAAAUGCCCUUUGUAAAUGAUUUAUUUUCUAGUUUGCUGCUCAUCUCAACCUGGCUUUGUUUUCACAUUUUCUAAGUGUAUAGUUUUUUCAAUCUGUUCAGUUUUAAAUAAUUUAAUAAUUAAGCCAAAACACUGGGGAUUUGGAUUUAAAUAUAUAGCCUAUGCAGUAUGUUUACCUCAUUCUAAAAUGUCUCCUUCACCACUUCUAGACUGCAGGUUUGGAAAAAGUAUGUUUUCUAGUUACCCUGAAAGUGCUUUAAUUUGGAAAUCAGUGUUUCCAAAUACAAUAAAAGGGUCAAUUUGGCUGUACCUGCAGCCUUUCAUUGCAGGGUUCUUCUGACUGUUAGCUAUGCAGCUGUGCACACGCUUUUGUGGGGAUUCGGGAGGACUUAUAUACAUAUGAAAUUGUAGUAAAAUUAAGUCAUUAGUAAGGUAUAACAUCAGGUUUAAUUUAAAAGGGAGCUUAGGUCAAAAUGCUGGUUUCUGUUAAGACUGAAAUAUGAAAGGUACCAUUGCAAACGUGUCUUUUAAUGAUCCCCUUUCUCUUCCACUAAAGGUUCUGGUAACUUGUCUUGCCUGGCUGCAGUGCUGACUUUUUAACAGUCAUAUAAGCACAUUCUGUUCUCAGAAUACAAGCUCUGACUUGCCACUUUGUGCCAAAUGGAGCCUUCCAUGCUUUGCUCUAACUGUUGUGAAUAUCUGCUCUAUUGCCUUUCACCUGAAGUCUCGGUCUGACUUCAGCAUCACUCUCAAAAGCUCAGUUUGCUCUUUGCCAUUGGAAAAUAACCAGAGUUGCAAAUACACCAGAAACCGAGGGGUACCUGUUUGUCACAGCGUUACACUUUGCAGCUUGAACUGCUUUUAACAGGACAACGUUGCAAAUUACAGUAUUGAGAGAGUUUGAGUGCUUCCCUCCCUGGGACAGUGACCUUGUAAUAACAUUGUAAUUUUGACUUCCUCAGUCUGAGUAACAAGAGACUGUUGCCAGAACUGAUUGGCAGUCUUCAGCAGUGUAAUAAAGUGUUCUACAAAGUCUGUCUGCCUGUACAGUAUUUCCCUGGCAUACUAACUAUCUGUGGAAAAGGGGAGAGAAAACAGGAAAGAGACUGUGCGUGGUACAGACACCCUCUUGCUCAUUUCUGAGUUGCAGGGGAUGAGUUGGAAGAAGUGAAAGAGAAAUCUGGUGCCCUUUGGAGCAGCUUUUAGCUAUUGUUGAAAUGACUAGAGGCUGUUCCCAGUGGUUUUGAUGGGGAGAGGAAAAGGAGGUGACUGUUCAACAGACUUGGUAGCUCACUUCUCAUGCUCCUGCCACUGUGUUUGGCAAGUGGUGUCUCAGAACAGGGAAGGGAUGUUAGGUGAUGUUUCUGUGCAGGAGGAGGUGAGACUUGCUUUGCCUCUUAUCAGUUCUAAGAUGGUUUGUUGCAGUUUUCUUCACAGAAUCUUGGAGAAGCAGCCAGAGGGGCCUUCUGACUCAUGAAGGAUUCCAAGUCAACUUCUCAUUCUCCUCUGUGGUUGUGCAGAUGUUCAGCAGACCCUCCAAGUAUUUCCCCUGCUUUCUCAGGUGAGGAGCAAACUUCCUCUCCCUGGAUCAUUCUCUUGGCAAAUGGGGGGUGAGAAGUUCAGUUGUCUGAAGAGGAGAGACUCAUCUGCGCUGUGGGUGGGUGCAAUCAUCACUGUGUGAGCAGUGAACAGUAACAAAAGGACCACCCUACUUUCAGGAGGAUCAAGGGUAGCGUCUGCAGCCUGGAGUUGCACAUCCUCCCAGUGCACUUGGGUCUGGUUCUUCAGGGACUGGUAGUGAUGCUUCACCAAGGACUGCCUGUGACUGCCUGAGGCCUCCAUAUCACCUAGAGGUAAAACUCCAGGAAUGUACAAGGCUUAAAGAAUGAAAACUUGGGUUAUGGUACCAUGCAUUUUAUGUGAGGGAUCAACAUGAGACUUGUAGCUGAUGCUGCUUUUGCCUCCAGCAGUACAGCUGGCUCACGUCCCCACUCUGAGAGAUGCCAGCUCUUGUCAGUGGGAAUGGGGUGGGGGGGUGGGAGCACUAACAGGUUUAGCCUUCUGCUUUUAAUCUGAUGAUGCAAAUCUGUCCAAACUGUUCAAAAAAGUUGGUGGAUUAAUUCCCAUUCUAGAUGUAGAGCUUGACUCUGAGUAAAGUGCCUGGAGCUCUGCUGAAGGCAAGAUGUGUAAGCUGCAUAAAAGCUAUCUUUCCCUUUUCUUCAUGCAUCCCUGUCCAGAGAGAGAAAGAACAAAUUACUUUGAAUUGUCAGUGGAUAAUACCUUUUUGGGAAAAACUUGAUCCUCAUUUAUUGUUACAGAAGCAAGGACUUACUGCAAUGAAUCAAGUCUCCACCCACCCUCCUAAGAAAUUUAUCUACAAUUUCACCGGCAAAUUCAAUAAAGAGAAAUGUAGCUGAUGAGCCAUCUCCACGAUGAAGUUAUACUCUGCACUCAAGUUGGCUUUGCUUGGAGGGCUCCAAAAUUUUGUACACUGAGUUUUUCCAACACAGCAGUUGCCUCAAGCUGGCUGACCUGCUGACUGUACCUCACGGUGAGAACGUGGGAGGCAAAUUUCCAAAACUGUGCAUUACUCACUCUCAGGUAUAAAAAUAGAUGGGUAUAAAUCUUGGUCCAGCCUAGUGGGAUUUGUGGCACUAAUUUUUCUUGCUGUCCCCAUAGACUGAAAUAUCCCUUAGAGGUAAGGCUCUCAAUAUCUAAAUAUGCUGUGGAUGCCUCAGGCUCAUCUGUACUUAGGAAUGAUUUGUUAAAACAGUGGCUGCUACAUUAGGAAUGGUUCAUUCUAAUUGUUUCUGACUGAAAUUUUAAGAGAAUGGUGAAAAAAAAUCCCACCACCACCUUAUUGCUGAGUUUGUAGUAUGUCCAAGAAGGAGGUGCAAGUUCAGAGACAGAAUAAUCACAAGCUUUUCCCAUGUCUACCUUUAAAGGUGUCAACCAAAGUAUCUUCAGGGGGCUGAUAAGGUAAUAAUAUAUUGAAAGUGUAAGGAUUAUGCUUCAGAGUGUAAUUUGCUCACCAAGCACUGAGGGAAUCACCUAUCUGCAUGGUUAUUCUGCAACUGUGCAUUAAAAGGACUUUAUUGUUUUAUGCUUUUCACGGUAGCAUUUCCUUAAGCUCUUA